Beauveria bassiana ARSEF 2860 is the source of this 1731-nucleotide messenger RNA. Its product is annotated as AMP-binding enzyme. Gene Ontology annotation, biological process: fatty acid metabolic process. The coding region runs from base 1 to 1731 and encodes 576 amino acids. Gene Ontology annotation, molecular function: medium-chain fatty acid-CoA ligase activity. The record is from RefSeq and is a predicted model, not a curated record. The transcript is spliced from 2 exons. NCBI's taxonomy places the organism in Eukaryota, Fungi, Ascomycota, Sordariomycetes, Hypocreales, Cordycipitaceae.
AUGACACCAGUAACGACAAAGACGAUUCGGCCAGAAGUGCCUCCCGAGACGGAGAAGCUCUCGCUGCUCCACGGCCCAAUCGACCCUCCUCUGGUCGACCUGACGCUCGGGGAGCUUCUGGAGCUGCAGACGUACCAGCACGGCACGCACGAGUGCCUCGUCAUCCCGUGGACGGGCGCGCGCUGGACGUACAAUGACCUGAACCAGCAGUCGUCGUGGCUGGCGCACGCGCUCCUCGACCUGGGCAUCGGCGUCGGCGACCGCGUCGGCAUCAUGGCGGGCAACUGCGAGCAAUACGCCGCCGUCUUCUUCGCCGCGGCCAAGAUUGGCGCCAUUCUUGUUAUUCUGAACAACACCUACACACCGACCGAGGCCAUGUACGGCAUCCAGUUCUCCGAGUGCAAAGUCGUCUUCACCACGCGCAAGAUUGGCCGCAUGGACAAUACGCGCCUGCUGGGCGACCUGGACAACCUGGACCGAGGCCCCAAGGUGGUCAUGCUGCGGGGCGAGUCCGCCAACUAUGCUACCUAUGACGAUUUGAUCGAGUCUGCCAUGGGAAAGAGCCACGAGAAGCUCUACGAGGCGAUGCGGCGCGUGAGCCCGCAUCAAGUUGUGAAUCUGCAAUUCACAAGUGGCACCACGGGUCUUCCCAAGGCUGCCAUGUUGACACACCACAAUCUCGUCAACAACUCUCGUUUCAUUGGUGACCGUAUGCGUCUCACAUCAGCCGAUGUUCUCUGCUGCCCGCCGCCUCUUUUCCAUUGCUUUGGCCUUGUCCUCGGGCUCCUCGCCAUUGUCACGCACGGCGGCAAGAUUGUGUACCCUGCCGAGGUGUUUGACAUUGCCGCCACUCUGCGCGCCAUCUCGGACGAGAACUGCACGGCCGUCCACGGCGUGCCCGCCAUGUUUGACUCGCUCUUCCAGGCCGAGUUCCCGGCCAACUUCCGCUGCGACCGGCUCCGCACGGGCAUCAUUGCGGGCGCGCCGGUGCCGCGGUAUCUGAUGGAGCUGCUGGUGGAAAAGUUUGGCAUGACCGAGUUUACGUCGAGCUACGGGCUCACGGAAGCGAGCCCGACGUGCUUCAACGCCUUUACCGACGACAGCAUCGACACGCGGCUGACGACGGUGGGCACGCUCAUGCCGCACGCGCACGCCAAGAUUGUGGACCGCGACGGCAACAUUGUGCCCGUGGGCGUGCGCGGCGAGCUCUGCAUCGGCGGCUACCAGCUGCAGGCCGGCUACUGGAACAACUCGGCCAAGACGGCCGAGGUCAUGGUGCGCGACGCGACGGGCGUGCUGUGGCUGCACACGGGCGACGAGGCCGUCUUUGACGAGCACGGCUACUGCUCCAUCACGGGGCGCUUCAAGGACAUUAUCAUCCGCGGCGGCGAGAAUAUAUACCCGCUCGAGAUUGAGGAGCGUCUCCUGGCGCACCCGGCCAUCUCCCGCGCCAUCGUCGUCGGCCUCAAGAGCAAUCACUAUGGCGAAGUCGUCGGCGCGUUUCUUGAGCGCGCCCCGACGGCGGCAAAGAAGCCCUCGGACCAGGAGCUGCGCGACUGGGUGCGAAAGCGCCUCGGCGGGCACAAGUCGCCCGCGCACCUGUUUUGGCUCGGCGAGGGCGGCGUCCCGGCCGACGUGCCGCUGACGGGCAGCGGCAAGGUGAAGAAGUUUGAAAUGGCAAAGCUUGGAGAUGAGCUGCUUCGUAAAGAGACGCCUGUUGCCAAGUUGUAG